Fomitopsis serialis is the source of this 478-nucleotide messenger RNA. RefSeq lists its product as uncharacterized. Lineage: Eukaryota; Fungi; Basidiomycota; Agaricomycetes; Polyporales; Fomitopsidaceae. The record is from RefSeq and is a predicted model, not a curated record. The transcript has a single exon. Bases 6 to 302 code for a protein of 98 amino acids.
CCGGGAUGCGCUGUUUUGCGGUUCUCAAACACCGUACGGUGGGACUGGCUGCUGGUGCUCUCACCCUCGCUCUCGCUAUCGUUUCUGUUCUCCCCCUUGCUCUCGACUCCCCUUGUCUUGGUUGCUCUCUUCGUCGUGUUGGUUCUGCGGUGUUUGGCGAUUCUCUUGGCCUCCUAGACUCAAGCAUGCAAGUCUCCGCUCCGCACCUUGCCGGAGCCCUUGUUCUGCACGCUGUCGACACUGCUUCUACAGGCUGCUCUAUCUGCGUCAACAUCUCCCGCUCUGUCGUCAACACACAGUGAAAACUUCACUCCGCGCAUUGGCAAGCGGUCCCGUACUAUAGCGGUCCUCAACAUGCUGAAUCUACCCUACGCGCGGAAAAUAUCUGGGCUUGCCGAACGUGAUGCGCUUCGUUCUGGUGACCUCUAUGGAGUGCGCUCGAGUGCUGCAGUUCAUAGUAGCACUGUAUAGCUGUGGG